CCCCCUUCCAACCCCUCUGCCCUCUUUUCUAGUCGUUCCCUGUGUGCCUGGCCUUUGAACCUUGCGUUCCCUAUAUACAGGAAGGGUGGAGCUUCUAUAUUCUCCAGAACGUCCAUGAAGCUCCAGUCAGAGGGCGAGUCCGUCUUAUCCAAGUGUCUUCCAGGGCCCACCACGGCCCCAUAAUCCAGCAACCCACCCCAUAACCCAACACCCCCUUGUGCACCAACAGAAAUCCACCGAAGCAGGACCUAAGACCUUUGGCAGUUCUAGUCUAGGGUCCUCACUGGGUUUACAAGGACAAGCAUGGCCGACAAACUGGGACUGGCAGGUGUGGCGGACGAGCCCAGCACCCUGAACAUCUUCACUCUGUUAGAGAGGGUGUCUGGGAUCAUAGACAAUGUGCAGGCGUGCCAGCAACGCAUGGAGGAGAGGCAGCUGGAGCUGGAGAACACCGUGAAGACCAUCCAGGUGGACGUGGUGAAGUUGACGAAGGAGCACACGGCGACGAGUAGCACCGUGGAGAAACUUCUAGAGAAAACACGCAAGGUCAGCUGCCAUGUCAAGGACGUUCGUGUACGGGUGGAGAAGCAGAACAUACGUGUCAAGAAAGUGGAGGAAACCCAAGUCGAGCUGCUGAACAAGAACAAGUUCCGUGUCGUCAUCUACCAGGGAGAUGAUAAGGUUCCAGCUGUACCUGCUUCUAAAGCAUCUCCGAAGGGAGCAACGGGCGGAGAUGCUUCUGUAGACCCUGAUGCCCCAGAGGCCCUGCUUCCAGACUCAGAUGAGGAAUACAUGGUGGUUGAGGAGGCAGAAUCAUCUACUGCUGCCAAACUAAAGAAGACCGGCCUGAAGGGCAUCGAAAGCCUGAAGCAGACCUUCUCCCGUGAGAACAUGACUAAGACCAAAGAGAAUCUGGGCACCAAGGUCAACAAGCUGGGUGAGCGCAUAGUAACGGCCGAACGGCGUGAGAAAAUCCGCCAGUCUGGCGAGCGUUUCAAGGAAACCAUCACGAAAACCGUGCCAGCAAAACUCAACCUGAAGAAGGAAAGGACGGUGGCUGAAGGUCGGGAAGGAGCAGAAGGGACCACGGAAGGAACGGCACCUGUCCCACCACCGAAGGGCCGCAAGGCCAGCCCUGGCGUGGCCUACACGGAGCCAACAGAGAAACAAGAAGGUCCAGAUGAGGGCAAGGGCGAGGAAUCAGAAGUGCCGAUGUAUGAUAUGAAGCAGCUUUCUUAAGCGGCAAGUCUUGACAGUCAGAUUUGGGAAAGACUCAUGUACAGAUAUGAAUUUGAUUAUGGAGAACUUGAAGGUUGAAAGGUUGCGAAGAUGAGAGAUCUUGCUUCCAAGUGUGUGGAUAAGUGGAUGGUUCUAACGACAACUGAAUGAACGAAUUAAGGAAUUUGUACAUUACAAACAAUAUCCUAGAGUUUCUUUUUUUCUUUUCUUGUUUACAUCUGUUAUGGACUAUGAAGUGUUAUAAACUGUGUUAAACUAUGUACUGAGAUGACUAGGCUAUGGUUUUUAAUAUAAAUUCAGCCAAAAACAUGGUGCACUCAAGUGAUUUUCUUUGUCUUUAUACUGCCACCUAUGGGAGUGGAUGCAGCAUCGUGAAAAAUCAAGGUAGCAUAGUAGAUCCACUACAUCUAGAGUAAAACAUGUCUAAAAAUUGUUGAGGAAAAAUGACUGAGUGCACCUUUUAUGGAUUGACAUUAUUUGUUAGGUGCGUGUACAAAUAUUUUAAAGACAUUUCUUUGAAUAGCUGAAUUUACAAAUAAUUCGCAGAGAAGUAGCUUUUGGACUUUCUCUGGAGAACUUUAAAUAUAUUCUGGUGUCAACUGACAUCCAGCAUGUCAACAGUGGAUGAGUUAAGAAUAAAAUUUUUCAAUUUA
Messenger RNA from Sinocyclocheilus grahami, 1892 nucleotides. Its product is annotated as muscle-related coiled-coil protein-like. The record is from RefSeq and is a predicted model, not a curated record. The transcript has 2 exons. Gene Ontology annotation, biological process: regulation of gene expression. Lineage: Eukaryota; Metazoa; Chordata; Actinopteri; Cypriniformes; Cyprinidae. The coding region runs from base 304 to 1239 and encodes 311 amino acids. Gene Ontology annotation, cellular component: cytoplasm; caveola.